Messenger RNA from Cutaneotrichosporon oleaginosum, 2109 nucleotides. RefSeq lists its product as uncharacterized. Gene Ontology annotation, cellular component: extracellular region. Gene Ontology annotation, molecular function: N-acylsphingosine amidohydrolase activity. The record is from RefSeq and is a predicted model, not a curated record. Lineage: Eukaryota; Fungi; Basidiomycota; Tremellomycetes; Trichosporonales; Trichosporonaceae. Gene Ontology annotation, biological process: long-chain fatty acid biosynthetic process; ceramide catabolic process; sphingosine biosynthetic process.
AUGUUCUGGCUUCUGCACCUCGCCUUGCUGGUUGUGACGUGGGCCGCUGGCGACACAUAUCUGAUAGGGGCAGGCAGAGGCGAUAUUACCGGCCCGGUCGUAGAGGUCCCCUUCCACGGCUACGCGUCCCUCGAUCAGAAGGGCACAGGUCUGCGGCAACGCAUUUAUGCGCGUUCGUUCAUCGUUGGCGACGUCAACAAGCCAGCGGAUAGGUUCCUCUACAUCGUCCUGGACACGAUCGCCGGCGACACGGCCAUCCGCCGGGGCGUCAUCGAGGCGUUGCAAUCCCUGGGGGGCGAGUAUGCGCUGUACACGUCGAACAACGUCGCGCUUGUCGGCACGCACUCCCACUCUGGCCCGGGUGGGUGGCACAACUACGUCCUCACGCAGGUGCCGGCGCUCGGGUUCACAAAGCAGAGCUACCAGGCCAUCGUGGACGGCACUGUGCUCUCGGUCAAGCGCGCGCACGAGUCCCUCACUCCGGGCACUCUCGCUGUUGGCACGGCCAAGGUCCACGACGGUGCGAUCAACCGCUCUCUCUGGGCAUUCCUCGCCAAUCCGGAGGCUGAGCGUGCGCAAUAUGCCGAUACGACAGACACGACCAUGACGCUGCUCCGCCUCAAGCGGGCGGACGGUAAGAUCCAGGGUAUUCUCAACUGGUACGCCGUGCACGGCACGAGCGCACACAACACGAACACGCAUGUCACUGGAGACAACAAGGGCGUUGCAGCAUAUCUCUUUGAGAAGGAGUUUGGCGCCUCGACUGAAGCGGCGCCAGGUUUUGUGGCGGGCUUUUCGCAGUCUAAUGUUGGCGACACUUCACCUAACGUUCUGGGACAGUGGUGCACGGAUGGGUCGGGCGAAUGCUCACUAGAGACAAGUACAUGUGCGGACGGCAAGUCCACAAGCUGCCACGGCCGAGGGCCCAUGUGGGAGAAGAAUGAUCACGGAAUUGCAUCUGCCUUCGAGAUCGGGAGACGGCAAUACGCGGCCGCCAAGAAUAUUAUGGACUCCAUUGACAGCGGGAUGCCUGUUACUGGGCCGAGUGUGAAGGCGUUCCAUUUCUUCAAGGACAUGCGCUACUUCUCCUUCACGCGCCCCGACGGGACACAGGGAGUGACAUGCCCGGCGGCUCUUGGGGACUCCUUUGCGGCGGGGACCACCGAUGGGCCUGGCGUUGGGGACUUUGCGCAGACAGUGAAGGCGAACCCGUUCUGGAAGUUUGUUGGGGGCAUCCUUAAGACACCCUCGCCGCGCCAGAAAGCUUGCCAGGGCGUGAAAAGAAUUUUGCUUGAUGUCGGCGAGAUGGAGGCACCGUUUGCGUGGACAGCCAAUAUUGUCGACAUCCAGGUUCUCCGCGUUGGGCAGCUUGUGAUUAUCGUCAGCUCGCCCGAGGCCUCUACGAUGGCCGGGCGGCGGUGGCGCAGCGCAAUCGGAGAGGCUGCUAAAUCAUUCCUUCCCGCUGGCGUUCAGCCCAUCGUUGUCCUUGGAGGUCCCGCGAACACCUACACCCACUACGCGGUGACGCCCGAGGAGUAUGACGUCCAACGCUACGAGGGCAGCUCUACCCUCUACGGCCGCGACACGCUCAAUGCCUACAUCAACCUCACGGUCGGCGCCAUGUCCUACCUUUCGCCCGCAGCCAGUAGCGUCCCUCCAAGCGGCCCUGCACCUCCAGAUAACCGGGGCAAGUCCGCCAGCUUCGUCACGGCGGUUGUGUACGACAACGCGCCUAUCGGCAAGAAAAUGGGACAGGUUCUCUCGCAGCCGCUGGCUACGUACGCGCGCGGUGCGACCGUGAAGACUGUGUUCCAGGGCGCAAACCCGCGCAACAAUCUCCGCCUGGAAGGGACGUUCGCGGCCGUCGAGAUGCGUGGGGACGACGGCAGCUGGCAACGCGUGCGCGACGACUUUGACUGGCACUUAGUGUACUCGUGGAGGCGCACAGACGUCAUCUGGGGCGCGUCGACUGUGCAGAUUGACUGGGAAACUGUGGAUAACCCGGAGCCGGGCACGUAUCGUAUCAAGUAUUAUGGGGAUCAGAAGAAGCCGUUCACGGGCAGUAUUGAGGACUUUGAGGGUACCUCAAAUGAGUUUACUCUUACCUAG